Trichomycterus rosablanca is the source of this 2983-nucleotide messenger RNA. RefSeq names its product SMG8 nonsense mediated mRNA decay factor (gene smg8). Lineage: Eukaryota; Metazoa; Chordata; Actinopteri; Siluriformes; Trichomycteridae. The record is from RefSeq and is a predicted model, not a curated record. The transcript has 4 exons. Bases 12 to 2756 code for a protein of 914 amino acids. Gene Ontology annotation, biological process: nuclear-transcribed mRNA catabolic process, nonsense-mediated decay.
UUUGAGCCAGAAUGGCGCUGCCCGUGAGCAUCAGCUCGUUACUGCAGUCGGAAUUAAUCGAGGAUUCUGUGUAUAAAGAUGAGGGGGUUUGUGUUUUAGGGAUAUUCGGGAAAAGUGCUUUGCAGUCCGGUUGCACCAAGGAGGCGCUGGUGAACGUUCUGGCGGAUAAACACGUGUUUUCUGGGUUCGGGGUGAGAGGUGAGACGGACGGUGCUGAUGUCGGUGCUUCUAUUAAAGCUCAUUACAGUCAGGAGAACCGGGUUCUGUAUUUAGUGCUCACCUCGGUUCUCGAUAACAGACAGCUCCUCCAAGCUUGUGAGACUUUAACAGUGGGACUGGGUCAUGCAGAAGCCCAUGAGUUUUGGAAAGGAGCAGAGAAGGAUCACUGUUUACAGCUGCUCUUCCUGUUUUCUGUUUGCCAUGUGUUGCUCCUGGUUCAUCCCACCUGCUCAUUCGAUGUGACCUAUGACCGCCUGUUUCGUGCCCUGGAUGCCCUGCGCCAAAAAGCUCUACCUUUACUCCGAGGUGCCAUAAAGGACUCCCCAGUGUCCAAAGAAUGGAAGGCGAACUGCAGGCCUUGCCCCCCUCGCCUGCUGUUUGUGUUCCAGAUGAACGGGGCGCUCCGGGUCAGCGGAUCCGGCCUGGGCGGAAAUGGGAAUGAGACUGCCGGGAGUGACAAGCCAAAGAAACACUCGCCCAGGAGACGCCUGCAGCACGCCUUGGAGGACCAGAUCUACCGGAUCUUCCGCAAGAGCCGGGUCCUCACCAACCAGAGCAGCAACUGCCUGUUCACCGUGCCCUCCAACCAGGCUUUCGUCUACGUGGUCCCGGGUCCCGAGGAGGACCCCGUCGGCUCCCUGCUGGGCCAGCUGCGUGCCAACUGCGCCUUACGCGACUGCGACCCGAGCACGCCUGGUCCCGGACCGAGGCGCUACCAGCAGAUGCGCCACUCCAACAGGCAGCCGUCGUUCAACCUCGACAGCGCAGGUUUGUUGUCCUCAGGGGGGCAGCUAGUGGACUGCACCCUGAAGGAGUUCCUCUGGCAGCACAUCGAUCUGGUCCUGAGCAAGAAAGGCUUCGACGACAGCGUGGGCCGCAACCCGCAGCCGGCUCACUUCGAGCUGCCCACCUACUCCAAGUGGGCGCACGUCGCCGCCAGGUUCUACCAGCUCACCAUCGAAUCCAGUGAUGACGAAGCCUCGCUGAAGGUCCAGGGGCAGCUCAAGGUGCUCGAGGGCUUCCUGGACGCCGAUGCCAAGUUCUCUGAGAACAGGUGUCAGAAGGCCCUGCCGCUGGCACACAGCGCGUACCAGUCCAACCUCCCUCACAACUACACGACCACGGUGCACAAGAACCAGCUGGCGCAGGCUCUGAGGGUGUACAGCCAGCACGCCAGGGGGGUGGCAUUCCAGCGCUACGCCCUGCAGCUUCACGAGGACUGCUACAAGUUCUGGAGUAACGGGCACCAACUGUGUGAGGAGCGCAGCCUCACCGAUCAGCACUGCGUACACAAGUUUCACCUCCUGCCCAAACCAGGUGAGAAGCCGGACCUGGACCACAACCCACCCAUCCUCUACCACAACAGCAGGGGGCGCUCUACAAGUUCCUGUAACUGUGGCAGGAAGCAGGCACCUCGGGAAGAUCCGUUCGACAUCCAGUUUGCCAACUAUGACUUUUAUCUGAUGCUGGAGGAGAAGUGCUGCAGUAAAUUGGACAGGAUCAACUUCCCGGUGUUCCAGGCCAGCACGCCCGACCCGGCACCCGUCAGCGACGAGGCGACCGGACCCCAGGAGGCGCCCGCGUCCGAAGCCGAGCGUCUGAAAGAGAAAGAAACCAUCACGAACACGCCCGGGGAGAGCACGAGCCUGAGUCUGGCGCUCAGCCUGGGUCAGUCCACGGGCAGCCUGGGUCCAUAUGGGGACGGCGCCGAGGGCCACGAGAAGAGGCCGAGCGUGGACAGACAGGCCUCCACGGUGGAGUACCUGCCCGGGAUGCUCCACUCCGGAUGUCCCAAAGGACUCCUCCCUAAAUUCUCCAGCUGGUCCCUGGUUAAGCUCGGAUCAGCUAAAUCCUACAACAGCCUGGUGGGUUUGGAGCAGCCGGGUUUCCUCCCCGGCUCUGGAUUUCUACUCCCCUGGGACGUGGUGAUCCGGAGCCGCUCGGAGGACGACGCCAGCCUGACGGAGAUUCUCGACGGCGGGGCGUCAUCAUGGCCGGCUCCCAACAAAGUGCCGACCGGAAAACGCGGCUCCGUCGGAUUAGGGCGUGGCCGGAGGCGGGACGACGUCGCUCGCAUGUACGUCGGCUUCGAGUACGAGGACGGCAGAGGCCGCCGCUUCUUCAGCUCCGGACCUGAUAAAAUAGUGAAGGUCCUCGGACAGGGUGGGGCCAAGGAGCCGGCCACACGGGCCCUCAACUCUGACAUGCCUCUGUACAUUCCAUCGCCCGCCCAGGGUCGAGGGCUUAAACCUCACUACGCUCAGCUGAUCCGCCUGUUUGUGGUGGUUCCUGAUGCUUCGAUUGAAAUCACGCUCUGUCCACAGAUUCAGCCGGGCGCCCCGCCGUGUCCCGUUUUCCACCCCGAGCAGGCGGAGGUCGUGCUGCCCCCCGACGGGAUGUGGGUCCUACGAUUCCCGUACUCCUACGUGACGGACCGCGGGCCGUGCUACCCCCCUAAAGAGAACACACCGCUGGCCAACUUCAGAGUGCUGAAGGGCAUUUUGCGUGCCAACGCUGCCAGUUCCCCUGCACAAUGAUGCACACACACACACACAGCACUUUAAUAAACGUACCGGCGAGUCGAAUGAGACGUUUGGACUUUUUCUUUGUUACUGCUUCAUGCUCAGCUGUAAAGAUUUAAUUAUGAGACGCAGUUUUACUUAAGUUAUGUUUAAAGUUUGGCAUUUAAGUCAUUUUGAUAACCUGUACCUGUAAAUUAUGUUUGGAUCUGAUUUACAGCAAAUAAAUCUGAUUGUUGCUGAAA